AUGUUUUCAAAACUGUUCACGUUUUUGAUGGUGUGUUGUGUCAGAUUGUCUCUAAGCAGUUUGCCAAAUUUCGCGAUAGAGAAUGAUGAAGACACCCCCACCAAACAACCAUCUCCACUGUUUCAUCUUCCUGCUGCUGAUUACAACCGCCAAGACGCUAUUGAACCCAGAGUUAAUUAUGACACUGACUACGACUACAUGGCGGGGAACUUAUCAACACAACGUCAACGUAAUCUCUUGCAUCAUCGCAAACGACACAAAUCAACAUCGCAGUCUUACGAUAACGUUGAAAAACAAAAAUUUCUACGUUUAUUUGCGAAAAAAUUGUUGAGAAGACCGUUCGAAGUAAAAUAUUCUAAUAAAAGUCAUGCUUUCAUCAAUGAUAACUACUACCCUAAACUAAUAAAAAUUUUGCAUGAGUUGAAUAAAAAUGAUACUUUGAUUGAGUUAGAAGACAAACAUUUGCCUGGAAUCGUUGGUGAGGAUACAGAGGAAGCAAAAGAGUUUUCGGAUCCUGUUUUAAACAGGGAACGUAAAGGAUCGGAAAAUCAAAUAUCAAAUAUCGCUUUCGACACAAACAAUCAUCGCUUUCAAAUAUUCAAUGUCACUCCAUGUCUCAAUAUCUCGCACGUUUUUAUAUACCCGUCUUAUCGACGCGUCACGAACGUCCUAGAUAUCUCGCUGUCAGAAGGGUUCCAGUUCCAUCUCGAAAACUGUGCAUACGCAGCCACACUAGCAUCCAUGGCGAAAACAUUUGUGACGGACGUUGUUAACAAUCUCGUCAUAGAUGUCCUCUUUCUCCACAAUUUCAUCAUUUUGGCGUACCAUAAUCCUGACUCUUCCGUUCCAGAACUAUCCAUUGACUCGAAGAUUUUUCACGAGUUUGGUGCAGCGUCAGUCUUUGAUGCUUGCUUUGCUGACACGAAUGUAGCUGCUUCUGGUUUCGUAACUGGGACCGAUAUAUUUGCUUCAUGUCUUUCUCACCAUAACGUAAACUCAACGCAUUUACCAAAACUUCAUAGUUGGAAUGGUUCUCGACUGGAAUCAUUUGGAGAACUUCUGCAGCUGACCCUCGUAACGCUACCACAAAAGCCGUUGCCUGUUUUCUUUCCUUCUAGCCAUAAUUCAUUGCUGUUGCUUCAAACUGGGCUUUAUAGAUGUUCUAAAAAGUUUUUUCGUCGAAUGCUGGCACUUUCAAUAUCUUCGCAGUCACAUGGCUUACAGAGUCAACUAUCAAACAUCGCUUUCAACACAAACAACCAAUCGUUUUCAAAUAUUCAAUGUCACUCCAUGUCUCAAUAUCUCGCACGUUUUCAUUUACCCGUCUUAUCGACACGUCACGAACGUCCUAGAUAUCUCGCUGCCUGCCAGAAGGUCUCAGUUCUUUCUUGA
Molecule: messenger RNA, 1392 nt
Organism: Helobdella robusta
Lineage: Eukaryota; Metazoa; Annelida; Clitellata; Rhynchobdellida; Glossiphoniidae
Exons: 5
Coding region: 1-1392 (463 amino acids)
Source: RefSeq, a predicted model, not a curated record